Helianthus annuus (common sunflower) is the source of this 792-nucleotide messenger RNA. RefSeq names its product acidic proline-rich protein PRP25-like. NCBI's taxonomy places the organism in Eukaryota, Viridiplantae, Streptophyta, Magnoliopsida, Asterales, Asteraceae. Bases 1 to 792 code for a protein of 263 amino acids. The record is from RefSeq and is a predicted model, not a curated record. The transcript has a single exon.
AUGGAGAUGGAUGACGACCCGGACCCAGAAAUGAAAACCGGAACACCGGGCCACCCUAUCAGUAUCUCGAGCGGUUCUCCAUAUCAAGGAUCGUCGUACCAAGGGCCCGAUCCAUUUAAACAAUGGUGGUCAAAGUUUAAAUGGGAAUUCACCCCUUCAUAUCAUAACUCCCUGGCUCAACCUCCUUUGAAUGAGCCUUACCUUCAAGUUGUCACUCCUCCACCUCUUCCUGUUGAGGAACCGCCUCAACAACCACCUCAGCCACCUCCCGAGCCGCCGAGGCGAAGGAGGAAUGCACGAAUAUCUGUGCGAGGAGGACCUCGGUUCAGUUCUCCUCAAGGUUCAAGUUCUUACCCUCCUAUCCCCGAGGACCCACAAAUGGGUGGACCCUCGCACGCGAUGCCGGAAGAUGAUCCUCUGCCGGUUUCUUAUGCAGCACCGCCACCGCCAGCGGGUUUCGAAAACCCGAAACCUACAUACCCAGGUUCUUCUGGGUAUAACCCUUUUGAAUACCCAACUUCUGCGGGUUAUGGAACUCAUGAUCCAUACCUUACGGCUGCACAGUACAAUGCACUAUAUCCUUCUUCUUACCCUCCAGUUUACCCAACUGGAUAUCCGGUGCAGGGGUACCAAUACCCACCUUACCAGCAACCUCCUCCUCCCCAACAGGAGCAAACUCAGGAGAUCCUGCAGAGGUUAGACAGGGUUGAGCGUGAAGCAGAUGAAACCAAAAAGAAGCACAAUAGCUUUCUCAAAGGCCUUGCGAGCCUUAUUAAAGGCAAGAAGAAGUAG